AUGAAAGGCACCGGCGAAAUGGUGCAUACCAUACCAGCCUCAGUUAUAAAACCGGCCGAAGCCGAGGUGUCCUCAGGACCUGGCUUCGAGGUGCUGUGUAGCUACAACUGGCAGAAGAAUGGGACAACUCUUGUUCUCGGUGCACCUCCAAAAUGGGCACCCCCACCCUUGCCGGUUACUCUGACUCUGGAUUCUGGUCACCAAUUCGUAGACCAGUCCGCCUUUCGUGUCCCAAGAUAUCCAUUCGAGCCAGCAUUCCAAGCACCGUCCAUCAUGAACCCAGAUAUACGACUAGAUGAAAUUGACAUCAUCGUCAAUCGCAACCGUCUGCGCAAGUUGCUCGAUUUUGCCGCCGGGAAACGGCAGGAUCCAUUCCGCAUGGAUUUGCAUAUGGUGAAGGACACUCUCUUUAUCAGCCGCAAAGAGAAGAACGCUCGAUACAUGAUCCAUGGUUUUCGCAACUCCGGGUACGGGCAUAACCUCGAAAAUGCAUUCACCAAGCCCGAAGAUGGAUUGGAUUCAUCAAGUAGCCAUCAUAGGGUCAUUCGCUAUCGCCUUUGCCACCUCAACUGCGUUGUCCGGUUCGAGGUAGAUGCGUAUUACGAAGGCCCAGAUGAUCCGAGUUUGGCCGAUACCUCCCCACAACCUGUUGAGGACGCCACCACCUUGAUGGCGCACCUGGCUGUUAACGGACCGCCACCAAAUGCAACAAGAAAAGGGGCAACUAUGGUCACCCGGCGGGGGACUCACGUAAGCUCAUCCAAGCUGGCCGAGAUCAAAGUGGGCAAAACGGAAAAGAUCAGUACAUCUCUACCACAGCUCUGGUUCGGACGUACGCCAUAUCUCCUCACUGGCAAGCAUGACACCGGCGUUGUCCAUUCAGUCAGCUCCACUCACGUUGGGCUGCGGUUCAAGGAAUGGGAAGCGGCUAAUCAAGACAAGUUGCGCAAGUUGGUCAGCUUGCUUACGAAAAUAAAGUGCAUCGUGCGUGAGACAGAAGGGGGAGCUGCGAUACUGCUGUGCGAGCACAGGUGGGCACCACUUCAAAUUUUCAGAACCAAGAACAAAGCAGGAGUUCUGCCCAAGGACAUCCUCGUGAAACACUGGGAUAUCGGAGCGGGUGAGGGAAAGUAA
Trematosphaeria pertusa is the source of this 1134-nucleotide messenger RNA. RefSeq lists its product as uncharacterized. Lineage: Eukaryota; Fungi; Ascomycota; Dothideomycetes; Pleosporales; Trematosphaeriaceae. The transcript is spliced from 2 exons. The record is from RefSeq and is a predicted model, not a curated record. Bases 1 to 1134 code for a protein of 377 amino acids.